Messenger RNA from Cyphomyrmex costatus, 1143 nucleotides. It is a transcript of the gene thoc6, whose product is annotated as THO complex subunit 6. The record is from RefSeq and is a predicted model, not a curated record. NCBI's taxonomy places the organism in Eukaryota, Metazoa, Arthropoda, Insecta, Hymenoptera, Formicidae. Gene Ontology annotation, cellular component: THO complex; transcription export complex. The transcript has 5 exons. Gene Ontology annotation, molecular function: protein binding. The coding region runs from base 148 to 1143 and encodes 331 amino acids. Gene Ontology annotation, biological process: mRNA export from nucleus.
ACUUUGGUAAAUAUUCGACUUAGCUUCACGUUAAUUGUCCGAUAAUCUUGUUUGCAGACUUGUAUAAAAAAACUUUUGAAGCUAACAUUAUGAUAAAAUAUUUGUGAAGAAAACGAUUGUCUGUGCAUGUAAUAAACUGUGGAGAAAAUGAUAGAAUCGACCGACAAGAAGUUACUUUAUAACACUGUGCUAUCACAAACAUUCUCACCCGAUGGAAAUUAUCUUCUAGCUGGCAAUAUUUAUGGGGACAUUUCAAUAUUUGAUCUUCCAAAGGCCUUAGGGCCUAACAAAGUAGAAGAGAAUGAUUUACAAGGACCUAGUUAUCGCUUUGCUGCACAUCCUGAUCAGGAAGUAGCAUGUAUGCUUUCUGUGGAGAAUUUUCUUGUGAUAGGAACACGUGGUGAAAUAUCAGGAUGGGACUGGAAAUUAGUUACAUCAAAUAAGGCUCCUAAGAGUAAAGUGUCAUGGAAUAUACAAAUUCCUGCUAAUAAAGACAAUUACGAUAAGCCAGACAUAAAUUAUAUGGUGUAUUCAAAAAUGAAUAAUUUACUAUACGUUGGUUGUGGUGAUAAUAACAUUUAUGUCAUAAAUUUAGAAAACAGAAAGAUUCUGAGAAGCAUGCAGGGUCAUACCGAUUACAUACACUGCCUUGCCAUGAUGGAUAAUCAGCUUGCAUCCUGUAGCGAGGAUGGUUCUGUAAGAUUAUGGGAUUUGCGCAAAAAGGAAAACACUAAUAUAAUAACGCCUCAUUUAAUAGACAAAGUCGCUCGACCACGGUUUGGAAAAUGGAUUGGUGCCGUUGAUUUUACAGAAGACUGGUUGCUAUGUGGUGGUGGACCUAGUUUAUCAUUGUGGCACAUGCGAACGAUGGAGGUAGCGACAGUUUUUGAUCUGGCUGAUCAAGGAAUCCAUGUAGCAGAGCUCUAUGAAGAACGCGUGAUUGCUGGGGGUACGACCGAUCAUGUUCAUCAUAUGACAUAUCAAGGUGAUAUUUUAGCCAAAGUACCCACUUCAAGUCUUACAGUCUAUAGUGUAGUGCAUCAAGAAACGCCACAUAAAGUACUUAGUGUUGCUGGUUCUUCAAAUUGUAUCGACAUUAGUACAAAUUACAAUUACCGCGAAAUGACACUCAAAUUUGCAUAA